AUGUUAAGAUUUCAACGAUUUGCCUCGACGUAUGCACAGGCAAAAGUUUUAAGGAAGUAUCCUGUGGGAGGUGUAUUCCAUGGGUAUGAAGUGAAAAGGGUCCUUGCAGUACCAGAAUUGAAAUUAACAGCUGUUGAUUUAGUACAUGAUCAAACUGGUGCAGAGCAUCUCCAUAUUGAUAGAGACGACAAAAAUAAUGUUUUCAGUAUCAGUUUCAAAACGAAUCCACCUAAUUCCACCGGUGUCCCUCAUGUCCUCGAACAUACCACAUUAUGUGGCUCAAAGAAAUAUCCUGUGAGGGACCCCUUCUUCAAAAUGCUUAAUAAAUCUUUGGCAAAUUUUAUGAAUGCUAUGACAGGUCAUGAUUAUACUUUUUUCCCCUUUGCUACUACUAAUGCUAAGGACUUCAAUAAUCUAAGGGAUGUUUAUCUUGAUGCUACAUUGAACCCACUUUUGAAGCAGGAAGAUUUUUAUCAAGAAGGUUGGAGGUUAGAGCAUGAUACUGUAACUGAUGUAACUACUCCGAUCGUUUUUAAAGGCGUGGUCUACAAUGAAAUGAAAGGACAGGUCUCCAAUGCUAACUAUUACUUUUGGAGUAAGUACCAGGAAGGAAUAUACCCGUCUUUAAAUAAUUCAGGAGGUGACCCAACUAAGAUAACCAAUUUGAAAUACGAGGAUCUAAUAGAAUUUCAUAACAAAAAUUAUCAUCCCUCUAAUUGUAGGACAUUUACAUAUGGAAAUUUGCCCUUGGAGGAAACAUUGAAACGAUUAAAUGAAGAUUUCAUAGGAUACGGUAAAAGAAAAGUUUCGGACCAAGUGCUUUAUCCAAUUAAACUGGAGAAGGAUAGAACUCUGUCGAUGAAGGGUCAGAUAGAUCCAAUGUUACCUCCAGAAAGGCAGCUCAAGAGCUCAAUGACCUGGAUCUGCGGUUCGCCAGCUGAUUAUUAUGAAACAUUCCUUCUUAAGAUUAUCAGUAAUAUGCUACUCGACGGACAUUCAUCUGAAUUUUAUCAAGCUUUAAUCGAAUCUAGUGUUGGAUUUGAAUUUUCCGUAAACACUGGUCUCGAAUCUACCACGCAGGCUAACCUAUUUACUAUCGGUGUACAAGGUAUUGAAAACGAAAAAGUAUUUGAAGAAGUUGUUAGGAAAGUUUUCCAAGACGUGAUGAAGAAGCCAUUCGAACGCAAGAGAAUAGAUGCAAUUAUCCAUCAGCUAGAGCUGGGGAAAAAGGACCAAAAAUCAGAUUUUGGUAUGCAAAUCCUGUAUUCUAUCUUACCAGGUUGGUCUAAUAAAUUAGAUCCCUUUGAUUCGUUAUCUAUCGACGAAACGUUAACACGAUUCAAAGAAGACUUGGAUAAGAAGGGAGAUCAUCUAUUUCAUGAUUUGAUAGAAAAGUAUAUUCUUGAUAAACCAUGUUUCAAAUUUUCGAUGAGAGGGUCAGAAGACUUUUCUGAAAUGUUAGAAGCAGAGGAGAAGACUCGUCUAGCAGAUAAAGUAUCGAAAUUAAAUACAGAGGACGAAAAAGUCAUUUAUGACAGAGGGAUAGUUUUGCAAGAAAUGCAACAAAAGAAGGAAGAUGUUUCAUGUCUACCAAGUUUGCAAAUUGAAGACAUUCCAAGAAUUGGGGAAAAAUAUGACGUUAAGAAAAAUGCCAAUAUUAAAUACCGUAUGACAGAUACGAAUGACAUUACGUAUAUAAGAGCCAAGAGAUCUUUAAACAACAUAAUCCCAUUUGAACUAUAUCCUUAUCUUCCUCUAUUCGCGGACUCGUUGACUAGCUUGGGGACAGCUACUGAGUCGUACAGUGAUAUUGAAGAUUCCAUGAAGUUAUACACUGGUGGUGUGUCGGCACAUAUUAACACUUCAGCAGAUCCCAUUUCAUUACAACCUCAUUUGUAUUUUGGGUUUGAUGGAUGGUCACUUAAUUCCAAAUCAGAACAUAUCUUUGAAAUAUGGGAGAAAUUAUUAUUGAAUACAGAUUUCAAGAGAAAUAGCGAUAAGUUAAAGACCUUAAUUAGGCUACAAGCAACAUCAAAUACUUCCUCUGUGGCUGAGUCAGGUCACCUUUAUGCACGUGGUUAUGCUGCAGCUUCGCUGGACGUUACCAAGUCAAUCAAUGAGAAACUAAAUGGUAUUGAACAAUUGCAAUUAAUCAACAAAUUAAAUAUGAUGCUAGAAGACGAAGAGAUAUUUCAAAAGGAAGUGGUGGAUAAAUUAAUUAGAAUUCAAAAAUUGAUUAUAAAUUCUCAAGGGCUAGAAUUUUUUGUUACCACAGAUACCGAGCAUCAAGGUGGUAUAAUUCAAACACAAGUUUCGAACUUUAUUGCCAAGAUGCCUCACAAAUCCCCCCAAGAGGUUUCUGAUAAUACAUUGAACUUUCCUCUGAUUCCUUCUACGAGUGGUAUCUCGACGUUGAUCAAUUUCCCCUUCCAAGUUCAUUAUGCAUCAGAAUGUCUAAGAGGUGUUUCUUAUACACAUAAUGACGGAGCCCCAUUACAAAUUCUUUCGAAUCUAUUAACAUUUAAAUACUUACAUCGUGAAAUCAGAGAGAAAGGGGGUGCAUAUGGCGGUGGAGCAUCAUAUGAUGCACUUUCUGGUAUCUUUGGAUAUUAUUCAUAUAGGGAUCCUCAACCAUUAAGAUCUUUGAAGACAUUUAAGAGUAGUGCAGAAUACGUGUUGAAUAAUGCGCAAUGGACAAAGACGGAACUAGAUGAUGCCAAAUUGACUAUUUUCCAGCAGAUUGAUGCUCCAACGAGCCGUAAGGGAGAAGGUGUUACAGAAUUCUUAACUAAUGUUACAGAGGAAAUGAGACAAACUAGAAGGGAACAGUUAUUGGAUACUAGAUUGUCGGAUAUUGAGAGAGUUGCUCAGGAAUACUUGCUGAACAAAGAAGGUGUUAGUGCUGUUGUUGGACCAGUCAUUGAAGGUGAGACAAUGGAACCCAAGUGGAAUAUUAAGAACUUGUAG
Molecule: messenger RNA, 2967 nt
Organism: Naumovozyma castellii
Lineage: Eukaryota; Fungi; Ascomycota; Saccharomycetes; Saccharomycetales; Saccharomycetaceae
Gene: CYM1
Product: pitrilysin family metalloprotease
Exons: 1
Coding region: 1-2967 (988 amino acids)
Source: RefSeq, a predicted model, not a curated record